CUACAUUACCACGUGUAUCUAGUAUUUGUUUUGUCACUUAUCGGCGUGGGAACAGUCGUGGGUCUCGUGUAAUCAGACUGGAGUUUUGGUAUUGGAUGUGAGCUGCGAAGGAUAUGUAAAACUGUUCGAGUUCGAGUUCCGGGGAGACCUGUUUCACUGUGAUUGUCUGUACCGCAUGGAGGGUUAUUUGUCGUAACGUCGGAGGAAUUUUAUGCAUGGCUGUAAUGGAGGGAAGCCGUUAACUGGGUGGAAUCGUCGUGUACCAAGUUCGAGCGCGACACCUGUCCGAGAACUUGAUCGUUCUGGUCGGAGACAGCUCCGAGACAUCGUUGCCGAUUUUGCUGUUCACCGGUACCGUCCCAUUGCGAUCCCUUCGAGUUUACCGAUAGGCGAGGACCCGCACAGCUAAGUGGAUUGUUGGUUGUUUCGUGUACAUGCUGGUGACACCUCUGGAAAACGUUACUUUUGAUGCGAGGUUUGGAAUUUCACGUAAAUUAUUACUAGCAGAGAAUCUGAUAGAUUCUAUUUAGCUGUUGGCUUAACCCGACUUGUUAGUAAUUAGUUGAAGUCCUUCGUAUCUCAAGUAAGAUACUGGGAGAUUGUUGGUUGUGUAAUUAAUAUUGGAACCUGGCAUAGCCGGUUAAAUGUAACGAUUUUGAAUUCACUUAAUUAACAUACCUAUUGAAUAGCGUCACUGGCAUAAUCAAGUACAUUUAUUUGUGUGUCACAUAUUUUUCUUGUUGGAAAUUAUUUGUUUCCUUUAUUAGGGUGGGGACCAGUGAUAGCUGCUGGUAAUUGUCAUAACAAUUAAGGGGUUUUAUAUAUGUUAUUUAUGCAUGAUAGAUUUUUAAUAUGGGUAACCUUCUGUGAUUUCGCACUGUGGUAAGUUUGAUAUAUAUAUUUAUUUAUUGAAUUUUGUGUGUUGGGUGGCAGCAAAUCAGGCGGCCCCAAUUUGAUUCUUUGUGAUGCAUCACCAGGUAUCUUAAGUAUUUAUGUGUAACUGAUCGGUGUAAUAGUUCGUAUUGCGUACAUUUGCUUGGUACGUUUUGAGGUAGCAGAUAAAUCGGAAAUCCGAUAUUAUUCCCUGCUACUCGGGUGUUCGACGUCGAAGUCAUAGGGGGGGUUGAUUGUUGUCCUUUAAAUUUUGGAUUAUUUAUUUGCUUGUUGUCAUUUUAAAAGGGGGGGGGGAGAUUUUGGGUACUUGAUUCGGCGACCGUUUAAUUGGUUUGUGUGGCACGAGUUGCAGAUUCUAUUAUUUACUCUUGUUAUUACUUACAAUUUUUUUCGAGAUUUGUUAAAUAGUUAUUAAAGAGGGCUAGUCAAGUUGUAUGUAUUUGUGUUUUGAUUGCGAGAGUGUGUGAGUACCCUGGAUACGUGAGCUGUCGCUCGAUUCUUUCUUUAAAUUACCAUCUACGGACCGACUCCCGGUACUAGAGCAGCGGUUGGGAAUCCGAGUCGGUGGCGCCCACAACUUUUUUUGUAUCACUUUUAGGAUUUGGUUCCGGCCAACGUGGAACCCCACCCGUCUCCCUGAGCUAGAGCAAGGGUGCGCUGCCUAUACUUAUUUGAGUCGAGUUGACAGUGAGAGGAGGAAAUUGCAGGUAGGGUGGUAGCGCCAUAGGUGACUGCAUUCUUAUUUGGUUACUGUAUUCUGCUUCGGCUAUUUGCCAAGUUGGCGUUGCAGAUUUUGGCGCCCAACGUGGGGCUCGAUUUUACUUUUUUGGGUGCAUGAUUCCGCUUGUGCUUGAAUUUGAGACGGAGAUGACUGUAGAUGAAAUGCGUAGUAGUCUGAGGUCCCUAUUUAAGUUGGAAGCUACCGAUCGUUCAUUAACAUACCCCGAGUAUGAUUUAGCAGCCGAGGGAGAGUUGAGUACUAUUAAGGACAAGUAUGAGGAAUUAGUUGGUCUAAUCGAGAACGUAGAGGAGGAGCGGCGAGCUAGUGUUUAUCGGAGGUGUACGUCACGAAUAUUACAUUUAAUUGGGCGGGUUAAUCGUAUUCCUAUGGGGGCUACUCAGAGCAAGGAGACUCUGCAAAGUCGCAGUAAGUGGUUAGGGAAGGUGUCAGCAUUGCUCAGUAGGGUGGAAGGUGGGAAGCAACCUGUGAAAGCGAGUACUCCGAAUUUAAGUGUGAUUGCCAGGUCGAGUCAUCCGGUUGUACAGGAAGAUUUAUCUGAGGAGUCGGAUUCUUCGCCUGUAGAGAGUGGAGGGGCGACGGGAUUUAAAUUUCCCAGAACUUCGAAACCACAACCUGUAGAGAAAUGGGGGCUGAAAUUCUCAGGUGAUCCGAAGGGUACAUCAGUUAUGUCCUUCCUUGAGCGGGUCGAUGAGUUGCGGAAGGCGAGGCAUGUGUCUGAGAGAGAGUUGUUUGCAUCUGCGCUGGAUUUAUUCGAGGGUAAAGCGUUACUAUGGUAUCGAUCAGUGGUCACUAGGUGUGCAAGUUGGACCGAAUUGUCUGAAUUGCUUCGGAAGCAUUUCCUACCACCUGAUUACAGGCCGCGGUUAUUUCAGGAGAUUUUAGCACGGGUUCAGGGACCGAGUGAGCCUUUCAUUGAAUAUUUUUCUUGCAUGACCACCUUGUUUUCUCGCUAUGGGGACAUACCGCUUGAUAUACAAUUAGAUAUUCUUGUACGCAAUUUGGCACCUUUUUAUACCAUGCAGCUACCAACCGUUAAAUCCUUGAGAGAACUGGAGGAGGAGUGUUUGCAGCUGGAAACAAGGAAAUAUAGAGCGGAUCAUUACCAGGCACCCUCUCGGAAAAGUCACUUAGCUUCUGUUGAGCCUGAACUUUCUUGUGUGGUUACACCUGGUGUGUCUGAGGCUAGGGUGUCGAAUUCGAGGUCUGGGUCUAACACUGGUGACGUUAACUGCUGGAACUGCCUGAAGACUGGGCAUUUAGUUAGAUUUUGUGAUCGACCGCUUAGGAAGCACUGCUUUUCCUGUGGCCAACUUGAUGUUACAACUCGUGAGUGUCGUCGCUGCAACCCUAGGUCAAAAAACGAGUAAGAGAGAUGAUAGAUGUGGGCCCUAUGUCAUCUCGGAGAUUUCAGGAGGCCAAUAGGGUGAAAUGUUUGCUAGAUUUUGUAUUCUCGCAUGUGCAGGGUGAUGAGAGGCCUCAUAUUAGGGUCAAUAUUCUCGGAAAGGAAAUGCUAGGAUUACUUGAUUCAGGUGCCACUAGGAGCGUGAUCGGGGAGAGAGGUUGUAAAAUUUUAAGGAGUACAGGAUUGCCAUUAUUGAAGUCCGAAUUCUCAAAUAUUACUGUUGCAAAUGGCCAGGUAUGUGCGUGCGUGGGGAUUCUUCGAGUGCCAAUUAAAUUGAAGGAGACGGUUAAAGUAAUAGAUUUGUUAGUCGUGCCGACCCUGGGCCAACUUUUAAUACUGGGGGUGGAUUUCUGGACUCAGAUGGGCAUUGUGCCGAAUCUACGGGCGAAGGAAUGGAAAUUUGCGGCUGAGGGAGAGGUCGAGGUGAAUUCAUUAGAUCCCGUGAAUUCGAGACAAAACCUGAACCUGGACCAGGAACGCAGGCUGAGUGAGGCUAUUGAGUGUUAUUUUGGCCAUAUGCCCACGUCCUUUAGUUGCACCGAUUUGGUGGAACAUAAAAUUGAACUUCUCGAUAAUGUGGAACCAAUCAAACAGCGUUACUAUCCCGUUUCACCGGCACUAUUGA
Messenger RNA from Photinus pyralis (common eastern firefly), 3663 nucleotides. RefSeq lists its product as uncharacterized. NCBI's taxonomy places the organism in Eukaryota, Metazoa, Arthropoda, Insecta, Coleoptera, Lampyridae. The record is from RefSeq and is a predicted model, not a curated record. The transcript is spliced from 2 exons. Bases 1729 to 3003 code for a protein of 424 amino acids. Gene Ontology annotation, molecular function: nucleic acid binding; zinc ion binding.